Molecule: messenger RNA, 895 nt
Organism: Galleria mellonella (greater wax moth)
Lineage: Eukaryota; Metazoa; Arthropoda; Insecta; Lepidoptera; Pyralidae
Product: RNA pseudouridylate synthase domain-containing protein 1-like
Exons: 5
Coding region: 54-878 (274 amino acids)
Biological process (GO): pseudouridine synthesis
Molecular function (GO): RNA binding; pseudouridine synthase activity
Source: RefSeq, a predicted model, not a curated record
GAACGCAGCUAUUAUGAUCUUUUUUUUUUUAUAUAGUAAACAAAACAUUAGACAUGGCAAUCGAAAAAUUAUACGAAAGUGAAAAUUAUAUAGUAGUAAACAAGCCAUAUGAUAUGUAUAUUAAUACUGACGACGAAACUGAAAAGAACACAGUUACCUGUCACAUAGCGUCUCACGACUCUCAUCUCUCGACGUCUGUCUAUCCUUUGCACUUUGUGCAACGCCUCGACUAUGCCACAAGCGGCGUGCUGUGUAUCGCGAAAAACAAAACCGCUGCGGCCGCGGCUGGCAAGCUGUUCGAGAGGCGGGAAACAAAAAAAUAUUAUCUGGCGAUUGUCAGGGGACAUGUAAAAUUUAAGCGAGCAGAUAUUGAGUACAAUGUCGGUAUCGAUCCAGCUACAGCAAAUUCAAGCCACAAGAUGUUAGCGUUUACAAACAAGUCGUCUGCCAGCGGGCAGUCGCGGCACGCGCACACACGCCUCCUCGUUUUAGAGACGGGUUACUAUAAAAACGAACCUGUGUCUGUUGUGCUAUUAAAGCCAAUAACAGGCCGUCGCCACCAGCUCCGUGUGCAUUGCUCGGCCAUUGGUCACACAAUACUGGGCGAUUACACGUACAGCAACGCGACUGAUAGCUCUCCACACAGGAUGUUCUUGCACGCUACCAGGUUACUGUUGCCAGUAUCGACGGAACCAUUAGAUAUUCAGACCACAGAACCAUUUUUUCAAGACCAACAGUUCAGUGCAGAGUGGAAAUCUGAAAUUGUAUUCUACAAAUAUAGGAGUAAAGAGGACUUUCGAUUAGUUUGUAAUAUAAUUGAUGAGUCCUACGAGAUUGGUGUCAAAUAUAAACUAUUCAACUGUAAUUGUUCGGAUUAAAUAUUUUUAUAGUUAGA